AUGGCCACGCGUGGGAUGGCCGGUCGCGAUAAGGAAACAAGGCAGCAGCACGAAGGGGCUCAUGUGGCUCAAACACGCGUCUCUUGGAAGCUUAAAGCCAAAGUACGGAGUAGAUUGCAGCUCAACAGCAAGACGUUUCACAUCCAAAAAGCUCGUUUUUGGACCUACUCGCGCCAUUCAUAUGAUAUCAACAUAUUAAUCGGAGCAGCCUAUUCAAACGCUCUACAUGCGUACGACGAAAGAAACGACUCCGAGACACUCCCCAGUAUAGCAAAAUUUGCGCGAGAAUUUGGAGUCAGCUACCGACGCCUCUGGGCCAGGAUCAACGGUCGAGACAGUAAAAGUACGCGUCAGCCCGUGAAUCUACAACUUGACUUUGCUCAAUAUCAAAAAUUAUUCGACUAUAUCGACCGACAGUAUGACUCUGAUGGACUAGUGAGCGCCAACGCGACUCGGAAGGCAGCCAAUACAGUCUACAGGAGAGUGAUACAGGUGCUUCAACGCCACCACCAAAAGACCAAGUAA
Aspergillus tanneri is the source of this 525-nucleotide messenger RNA. RefSeq lists its product as uncharacterized. The coding region runs from base 1 to 525 and encodes 174 amino acids. The record is from RefSeq and is a predicted model, not a curated record. The transcript has a single exon. Lineage: Eukaryota; Fungi; Ascomycota; Eurotiomycetes; Eurotiales; Aspergillaceae.